This is a messenger RNA of Cyprinodon tularosa, 2729 nucleotides long. RefSeq names its product tousled-like kinase 1a (gene tlk1a). Gene Ontology annotation, biological process: peptidyl-serine phosphorylation; chromosome segregation; intracellular signal transduction. Gene Ontology annotation, molecular function: protein serine/threonine kinase activity; ATP binding. The record is from RefSeq and is a predicted model, not a curated record. Gene Ontology annotation, cellular component: nucleus. NCBI's taxonomy places the organism in Eukaryota, Metazoa, Chordata, Actinopteri, Cyprinodontiformes, Cyprinodontidae.
GCCCUAAAAGAACAGUAAUUUCCCCCAUUAUCGCUAACCAGCGGUCGGUGAACCUGUGUCUAAACACGAGAUGUGAAUCUCCGCAGGGAUAGUUUCUCAGUGCGCGAGCGACGUUCGCUGCGGCACCCUAUAGAUAAGAAAAAAAGUAGCUUGAUGAGAAUCCAAAGUAGUGGAAGUUUGGAGGGGACGCCAUCUUGGUCCCAGCUCUCCACGUCCCCAACCGGACUGUGUUUUCAGCAGCUUACCACGGCAGGGGUGAAGGCCUCGGAAGGCACUAUGGAUGAGCUGCACAGCCUGGACCCCCGCAGACAGGAACUACUGGAGGCACGUUUUAUGGGUGGGGUCAGUGGCAGCACAGGUGGGAGCACUUGCAGCACAAGCGGAGGAACCAAAGGACUGACCAACAAUGAAUGUUCAAAUCAUAGUUUUGGAAGUUUGGGAUCCUUGAGUGACAAGGAGUCAGAGGGUUCUGAUGUAAAAAGAGGCAGUUCUCCUGCAUAUUCGACUCCAGAAAAAAAGCAGUCGGAAACGACCAGAGGCAGAAAAAGGAAGCCAGAGAUCCAGUCAGAGAGCAGCCAAGGAAAAUCAGCUGUGCGAGGACCCAAAAUAAGUGAUUAUUUUGAUUUUCAUGGAGGGAAUGGGUCCAGUCCUGUGAGAGGUCUCCCUCCAAUGCUCCGCUCACCACAGAACUCACAUUCCCAGUCAGCUCAGGGUGUUGCUGUUAGACAAAAUAGCUCAUCUCCUACUAAUAUGUCUUUUGGGGACCAGAUGACAAACCCAAAACAACUAUCUGUCAAAUUAGUUCAGACCGAUCUUACAGUUGUGAAACUGGCUGCGCUUGAAAGUACGAAGAACUUGGACCUUGAGAAGAAGGAGGGUCGAAUAGAUGACCUACUAAGGGCAAACUGUGAUCUCAGGAGGCAGAUUGAUGAGCAGCAAAAAUUACUUGAAAAAUAUAAGGAACGAUUGAAUAAAUGCAUCACCAUGAGCAAAAAGUUGCUCAUAGAAAAGAGCACCCAGGAGAAGCAGGCCUGUCGGGAGAAGAGUAUGCAGGAUAGAUUACGUCUGGGCCAUUUCACCACAGUUCGACACGGGGCCUCAUUUACAGAGCAGUGGACAGAUGGCUAUGCCUUUCAAAACCUCGUCAAACAGCAAGAAUGGAUAAAUCAGCAAAGAGAAGACAUCGAAAGGCAGAGGAAACUAUUAGCAAAGAGGAAACCUCCAUCCUCUAGCAACUCCCAAACACCUACCACAAACUCGGAGCCAAAGCAGCGUAAAACCAAGGCGGUGAACGGAGCAGAAAGUGAUCCCUUUCUAAAACCCAGCCUACCUCAACUGCUGACUCUAGCAGAGUACCAUGAACAGGAAGAGAUCUUCAAACUGCGACUAGGACAUCUGAAGAAGGAAGAAGCUGAGAUCCAGGCCGAGCUGGAGCGCCUGGAGAGAGUCCGCAACCUUCACAUCAGGGAGCUGAAGAGAAUAAAUAAUGAAGACAGCUCCCAAUUUAAAGACCACCCCACUCUAAAUGAACGGUAUCUGCUCCUACAUCUCUUGGGGCGUGGGGGCUUUAGUGAAGUUUACAAGGCUUUUGACUUGAUUGAACAACGAUAUGCGGCUGUGAAAAUUCACCAACUUAACAAGAACUGGAGGGAAGAGAAAAAGGAGAACUAUCACAAACAUGCAUGUCGAGAGUACAGGAUACACAAAGAGCUUGACCAUCCUAGGAUCGUUAAACUUUACGACUACUUCUCACUGGACACAGACACGUUUUGUACCGUCAUGGAGUUCUGCGAGGGAAACGACUUGGAUUUCUACUUGAAGCAGCAUAAGCUAAUGUCUGAAAAAGAGGCCCGGUCUAUAGUCAUGCAGAUAGUGAACGCACUAAAAUAUCUAAAUGAAAUCAAGCCUCCCAUCAUCCAUUAUGACCUUAAACCAGGGAACAUCUUGCUAGUGGACGGCACAGCCUGUGGGGAAAUAAAAAUCACAGAUUUUGGUCUCUCCAAAAUCAUGGAUGAUGACAACUAUGGCGUUGAUGGGAUGGAUCUGACGUCGCAGGGCGCAGGCACCUAUUGGUACCUCCCUCCUGAAUGUUUUGUGGUUGGUAAAGAACCCCCAAAGAUCUCCAACAAGGUGGAUGUCUGGUCAGUAGGAGUAAUCUUUUUCCAGUGUCUUUAUGGACGAAAGCCUUUUGGCCACAACCAGUCACAGCAGGACAUUCUGCAGGAGAACACUAUUCUCAAAGCUACUGAGGUCCAGUUUCCUGUAAAGCCAGUUGCCAGUAAUGAAGCUAAGGCCUUCAUAAGACGCUGCCUGGCAUACCGGAAGGAGGAUCGAGUCGAUGUUCUCCAGCUGGGAAGCGACCCCUACCUGCUCCCUCAAAUGCGAAGAUCGAGCUCCUCUGGAAACCUGCAGCUGAGUGCUGCUAGCGCCGGCUCAGCCUCUUCCAGUCUCAUUUCAUACUGACAGUUUUAAACUUUCUAAGAAAAGCGAACCGACAACUGAAGUUGGAGCUGUGAGGCUCAUUGGGACAGGAGCAGCAGGAUGCGAGUGUGAGGAUGUUUAUCGGCCUCCUCUGACCUGCAUCCGGAUUCUUCCCUUCGCAGAGACUUUAUCAGUGGAAAGAUGGAGAAGUGUCUCAAAGAACAUGCAUAAAAGGAUCGUUAGCUGUGGGAAGGGGGCUCCCAAAAAAAAAAAAAAGCACUGAAACCAUAUCUUGAAGAAAACGUUAC